Molecule: messenger RNA, 3089 nt
Organism: Drosophila nasuta
Lineage: Eukaryota; Metazoa; Arthropoda; Insecta; Diptera; Drosophilidae
Exons: 1
Coding region: 480-1514 (344 amino acids)
Source: RefSeq, a predicted model, not a curated record
UGUAUCGUGGAAAUGCUGCUUCCAAUCAGAAUUUGGAAGUUUUUUCCAUAUUGAUUAGUUAUGUCGCUUUUGUUGUUUACUCGCUACAUUUUUUUGGCCAGUUAACUUGUGUGUGUUUUGUGUGCGCUUUUUCCCACAAAUACGCGGCAAAAAAAAAAUUAAAAACAACAAUCGAAAAAAAAAUCCAAAGCGCAUAAAUAUAUAAAUAAAUCGUAUAAUUUGGCAAGAGCGAAAGACAAGCAAUCCGAAAAACGAGGAAAAAACGCAAAAAAGGGAAACGCCAGCAAAACAAAAUACAAAAAAAUUGACGAAAGUAAAUCGAAUUAGAAAGCGGCUGAUUGGCGGUGGAGGAGUUGAAGGCGAAGGAGUGCAAGAGAGGGAGAGGGAGAGGGACAGCGAGCUAGUGCGAGAAGAAGCAGCACUCGUGCAAUCGAUAGGCGCAACCCAAAAUCGCGACCCAGCGAUCACACAAACCCUCGAUGUCCGCGGGCGUCGGCGGCGGCGGAGGCAGCAUAACGACAGAUCAUCACAGCCGCUUAUAUUUCCUCAAUUCGCCAACAACAACGCCGCUGAGCGGUCGCGAUCCGUUCUUCAUCAAACCGGAAUACCUCAACUAUGAGAAUCCCAUGCACCAUUUGUAUCCGAGCAAUCGGGGACUUAUAGAAUAUAACAAUUAUACGACAACAGUUGCGGCCGCUGCUGCUGCCUCAGCGAGUACAGGCGUCGCUGCUGCUGCCGCUGCCGCCGCUGCAGCCGCUGCUGCCGUUAGUAGCAGUAACAGUGCCAGCAACAACAACAACAAUAGUAGUAGUAGUAACAGUAACAAUAACAAUAAUAACAGCAGUAGUAACAACAAUAAUAAUAAUAACAGCAGCAGUACUGCUAAUAACAGCAGCAACAACAACAACAACAGCAGUAGCAAUAACAGCAACAAUAACAGUGAGAACUUCCAGCCACAACAACAACAACAUCAUCAUCCGCAGCAUACGCAGCAUCCGCAUCAACAUCCGCAGCAGCAGCAGCAACACCAACAACAUCAGCAGCAGCAGCAUUCACAACAACAACAACAGCAACAACAACAACAGCAUCCCCUGCAUCAUCAUUUGUCCAGCGGCAUCGUUGUCACCGGCGUCGCACUUGGCCAUCAAUCGUCGCGUGCCCAGAAAGCAGCGAGACGACGCAGCAACGAAUCUGUCGAGGCACGCGAACGUCGCUUGGAACGGAACGCGGCGAGAAUGCGGGACAAGCGUUCGAAGGAAUCCGAGGCGGAGUAUCGAUUGCGUUUGGCAAAAAAUGCGGAGGCGAAUCGCGUGCGACGCCAAAACGAAAACGAAGUACAAAGAACCCUAAGACUGAUGAAGAAUGCGGCCAGGCAGCGUUUGCGACGCGCCAGCGAAUCGAGCGAUGAGCGUAAAAAGCGUUUGGCCAAAGCAGCCGAAAGGAUGCGUGUGGCGCGUGCUUCGGCGCCCAAGGUCAUUAAGCCGCCGCUUGAGGAUCGCCUAAAGGGCUACUAAAAGUCUCUGUAUGGGGACGAGAGAGAGCGAGAGCGAGAUGGAGCGAGCGCACUGGAGCUGGCUCCAGCAAGUUGAGCUGAGGUCAGACAGAGACAACACCAACAGCAGCACACUACACUAUACACCUACACAAACACACACCCUCACCCUCACACACAGAGAAGGAGAGUAGCCAGCUAACAGCUAAUCAGACAGAAUCUAAUCAGAACCCAGGAAACACAAACCACAGAGAAGAAGAAGAAGAAGAAGGAGCUGCAGCAAUUGAAGAAGAGCAAGCAGAGCAAGGCAUGCACAUGUGUAUGUGUGAGCGCCAGGAGCAACGUCAUCAACGUCGUCGUUUUAGACAGCAACAAAACAAAAAACAAAAUUAUUAAAAAAUAAAAAAAAAAGAAAUGAGCUAAGAAGCAGCAAAAAGAAAGAUAGAAAGCAAAACAUAUAAAUAAUAUAUAUUGUAUACAUAAAGAAGAAAGAAACAUACAACAUUUACAUAGGAGCUAGAGCAAGAAGAAGAGCGAGCCGCAGCAGAAUAAGAUGUUAAGCUAGAGCGAAAGAAGAGCGAUCAAAAGCUUAGGCAAGGAAGUGGAUGCGGAAGUGAGAUAGGCAGGCAGAGUUGCCAGAUCGGCUGCAAGCUACAUAUAUACAUAAUGCAAAGAUGAAAGAGAGAGAACGGAAAGUAAAUCAAGAAAUGGCAAUUUUUUUUUUAAUUUUUUGGAUAUACAUAAUAUACAAUAUGUAGAAAGAAAGAAAGAAAAAAGUGUCGGUAAAUCUUUUUAAGUUAUAAUUAAAAAAAAAAAAAGAAAUGAAGAAAAACGAAACAAAACAAAACAAAAAAAAAAGAAAUAAGCAGAAGAUGAAAGAAAAGUAUUUUUAUAAUGCAUGCAUUAUAUUCUUACACACAUAUACAUAUACAUAUAUAUAAAAAUAUAUAUAGUAUAUAUAGUUAUAUAUACAAAAUACACUCACACAUAUAUAUAAAUAUAUAGAGAUACACACACACACACACAGACACAGCAGAACGCCUAGAAAAUAGUCAUGUGUGAAUGUAUGCACGUCACUCAAAGCACUCACACACACACACACGCAGACAGACAUAUGAGCGAGACACAUACGCGCCAGAGUGAGAUGGAGCGAGUGCGCCAAAUUCCCCAUCCUUCCCCCACACCAAUCUACUUCUCAUCAAACAAAAAAAAGCAAUGCAAAAGAAAGUCAACUUCAUCCCCACACAGACACUAACACACACAUGCUCAUGUGUGAGUGUGUAUGUGCCCACAUAUGUGUGUGUGCUCCACCACACAAAAGGGUGGCUCACAACCAACACAGCAGCAGCAACAACAACAAUUUGCGACCACAACAAAAAUUGGCCGGUCCAAUUGCCAGAUUCUCUAACUGCAUUUUGCAUGCUUCCAAUAAGCGCAACAACAACAACAAACUUCUCCGUUAGCUGCAACAGGUGCGACAUCUUGCGGUCAAUCGCGCAAGCUGUCAGUUUGCCAGGCAAAUAUCAAAUUCAAUACGAAUUGCAGUUGGUUAUCCUUCUCCCCUACACCCAACAACAAAAAAAAAAAAAAACAAAAA